Messenger RNA from Mercenaria mercenaria, 2396 nucleotides. Its product is annotated as lysine-specific histone demethylase 1A-like. Gene Ontology annotation, biological process: regulation of DNA-templated transcription. Gene Ontology annotation, molecular function: protein binding; flavin adenine dinucleotide binding; oxidoreductase activity. The transcript is spliced from 17 exons. Lineage: Eukaryota; Metazoa; Mollusca; Bivalvia; Venerida; Veneridae. Gene Ontology annotation, cellular component: nucleus. The record is from RefSeq and is a predicted model, not a curated record. The coding region runs from base 1 to 2037 and encodes 678 amino acids.
AUGCAGAAAGCGGCAGGAUGUUUGGAGGGAGCAGCAUUUCAGAGCCGAAUGCCAUUUGACAAGAUGACAUCACAGGAGGCUGCAUGCUUCCCAGAUAUCUUACAGGGACCACCACAGGCACAGAAAGUGUUUCUCUAUAUCAGGAAUAGACUGUUACAAAUCUGGCUUGACAAUCCUAAACAGCAGGUCACGUUUGAGAACGCAUUGCCACAGAUAGAGGCCCCUUUCAACAGUGAUGGGCCAUUGGUAAUGAGGAUCCAUUCAUACCUUGAAAGAUUUGGUUUCAUUAACUUUGGAGUUUUCAAGAGGUUGAAACCUUUUCCAGCAAAGAAGCACGGGCGUGUGAUUAUUAUUGGUGCAGGUAUUGCAGGUCUGUUUGCAGCAAGACAGCUUAUGCAGUUUGGUAUGGACUGUGUUAUUGUGGAGGCUCGGGACAGAGUUGGGGGUAGAAUUGCUACAUUCAGGAAAGGGAAUUAUGUUGCAGAUUUGGGAGCAAUGGUUGUCACUGGUUUAGGUGGAAAUCCAAUGACAAUAAUCAGUAGACAGGUGAAUAUGGAACUGCAUAAAAUCAAACAGAAAUGUCCUCUCUUUGAGAGUAAUGGCUCCACUGUACCUAAAGAGAAGGAUGAGAUGGUAGAGAGAGAAUUUAACAGAUUAUUGGAGGCUACGUCAUACCUGUCACAUCAGAUGGACUUUAACUAUGUUAAUGGUAAACCUGCAUCACUGGGCUGUGCUCUAGAAGCUGUCAUAAAGUUGCAGGAGAAACAUGUGAAGGAGAAGCAGAUUGAACAUCAGAAAAAUAUCAUAGAACUACAGGAAAAACUCAAGAAAAAUUUACACCAGUGUCUGGUAUUGAAGGACAGGAUUGAGGAGUUACAUAAACAGUGGAAGGAAGCAUCUGAAGUUAAACCACCGAGAGAUAUCACUGCAGAAUUCCUCAUCAAGAGUAAACUCCGGGAUCUCAAAGUAGCUGGCAAGGAGUAUGAUCAGUUAAUAGAACAACAAAAAGAGAUAGAGGAAAAAAUAUCAGACCUUGAAGCCAACCCUCCCAGUGAUGUUUACCUGUCAUCAAGAGAUCGGCAGAUCCUCGACUGGCACUUCGCCAACCUGGAGUUUGCUAAUGCCACACCCCUGUCUCUUCUCUCAUUGAAACACUGGGAUCAGGAUGAUGAUUUUGAAUUUUCAGGCAGUCACCUCACAGUUCGGAACGGUUACUCCUGUGUACCUGUAGCAUUAUCUGAAGGUCUUGAUAUAAAGUUGAACACAGCUGUCCGUCAGAUCAGGUGUACUACAACAGGUGUUGAAAUAUUAACCAGUAAUGCAAAGAAUAAUAGCAAUCAGCAGACAUUGAAGGGUGAUGCAGUGAUGUGUACAUUACCUCUUGGUGUGAUGAAGGAGAGUGUACGGGGUGGAGGUACAAACAGUGUACAGUUUAUGCCCCCUCUUCCAGACUGGAAGGCUGCUGCAAUACAGAGGAUGGGCUUCGGCAAUCUAAAUAAAGUUGUGCUGUGUUUUGACCGAAUAUUCUGGGACCCAAAUGCCAACUUAUUUGGUCAUGUUGGGAGUACCACAGCAAGUCGUGGGGAGUUAUUCCUGUUCUGGAACCUAUACAAAGCACCAGUAUUGCUAGCCUUGGUGGCAGGAGAGGCAGCAGCCAUCAUGGAGAAUGUCAGUGAUGAUGUGAUUGUAGGCAGAUCUAUAGCUGUACUGAAAGGAAUCUUUGGCAAUAAUGCUGUACCACAGCCCAAGGAGACAUUGGUAACAAGAUGGAGAGCUGACCCAUUCGCCCGAGGAUCUUACUCCUUUGUAGCUGCAGGAUCUUCAGGCAAUGACUAUGAUUUGAUGGCCACACCUAUAUCCCCUCAGCAAGGCGCCAUGCCCCGCCUGUUCUUUGCUGGAGAACAUACAAUAAGGAACUACCCAGCAACAGUACAUGGUGCCAUGUUGAGCGGGUUGAGAGAAGCCGGCAGGAUCGCUGACCAGUUCCUCGGAGCUCCCUAUGCUCUACCAAAUAGACAACCUUCUCAAACUGUAUGAAGCAAAACAGUUUUGGCUUUGAGAAAAAGUGAAAGUUAUGUUCAGGAUGUUACAGACUGUUAGCAAAGGUAUUGCAUUGAGAUGUUGAAUUAUUCUCUCCAGCUUUGCUGAGGCAGUUUACUGCAGUAAUUUGCAAGUAUUUAGUAGGACAACGAGAUACUUCAAAGAACAUCAGGAGAUCUGUUUAAAGAUUUAUUUAUCUUGUGUUGGUGAUUGUAGUAGGUGGUUAUUGACUGCCAAAAAUGUGUUCACUAGCUGAGAAGAUCUGUAUCUAUGUUCACUUCAUUCUCCUAGACAGAAGUCUUGAUUUGUCAGUGCUAUGUCAUUUUCAGAAUAAAUUGCGGAAUGUAUUAACACCU